AUGAAUCUAUUUUCUAAAACUGGGAUAAAUACUAAUAAUAUAAAUUUUUGUGAAUCAUAUUAUUCAAAAAAUGCGAAUAAAAAUAAUAACGAUGAUAUAAAUAGUAGUAUGGAUUUAUCGGAUAAUAGCACGAUAAAAAAAUAUAAUGGAUUUGGAAGGGAUGAUAAAAAUAAUGUUAGUGAUGGUGAUGUACAAUCAGAAAAUGGAUAUUAUUCGAAUCCCAAUCUUUAUAAUUCCGUGAAAAAUUUUUAUGAUAAUCUUUCUAACAAAAAUAAGGAAGGUAUAGAAAAUGCAGAAAAUAUAGAAAAUAGUUAUUUCGGAUUUUUGAAUAAAAAUGAAUACAAUGGUGAUAAUUAUGAUAACUUCCCAGUCGAAGAAUAUAUAAGUAAUAUUGGAAAAAAGGCUAUCCCGGAUUUUAAGCAAUAUUUAAAGGAAUGUCUAAAUGACCCAAUGGAAAAUGGUGAGGAAAAAAGUGGAAUAAAAAAGAAAAAAGGAUAUGAAAAUACACCCAUCACAAAUAACGAUUACAUGGAAAAUGAUUAUUUGAAGAAUCUUAAUAAAAAUAAUACAAACGAUGAUGAUAUGCUUAAAUAUAAUAAUUUAAUUAAUUCUUCUAAUUUUUUGAAAUCUUUUAAUGAUGCAGAAUAUCGAAAUGACUAUGGUAGUUUUGACUUAUUUGGUAUUAAUAAAACACAAGCACCUUUAAAAAAAAUCAAUUUAUUUGAAAAUGAGAAAAAUGAAGAAAUUUAUACAGAGGAAGAUUAUGAAGAAUUAGAGAGAGCGAAAAAAACAAAAAGAGGAAGGAGAAGAAAAAAUACAAAGCCAAAUAAAUCAAAAAGUAGAAAAAAUGAAGAUUUUAUAGAUGAUCAAAUAGCUGAAGAAAGCUGGAAAAAUCCCAAUAGUAAUGAAUCUAAAUUUAUAGAUGACGAAAUUAUUGCGAAAAAAAAAAGUAUAUUAGAAGAUACAAGGGGAAAUUAUAUAUAUAACGAAGACAAUGAUGAUUUGGAAUAUAACGAUAAAAAUUAUUACUAUAAAAAAUAUUUAAUAAAUAAUAUAUUUUCCAAUAUAUCAAAAAUUGUAUCGAAUAAUAAGCAUGAAGAAGUAUAUGAAGAAAAUGAUGACGACAUAACAAAUUUUAUUUCUUCAAAAAACAUAAAUAACAAUAAUGAAAAAAUUUCAGAAGCAUUCCCUUCUCACAAAAAUUUGAACUCUUUACAGGAUUUUGAAAAUAGUUAUAAACAAAAUGUAGGUAACCGUAAUUCUAGAUAUAACAAAAAUUACUAUGUUAUCAAAGAAGAAAAUAAUGGAGAUAGUAAUAGUAGUAAUAAUGAAAAUAAUAUCCGUGACAAUUAUAAUAACUACACUAACUACAAUGAUGAUUGCAAUAGUGCAUCGAAAAACCCAAUGGAUAAUUCCCAAAAAUUUUCAGAUGAUAAUAAAAAUGAAUAUACUAAUAUUAAAAAUUAUUAUGAGUAUAAGAAAUCUUUUGAUAAAAUAAAUGAUGACAUUUGUGUUGAUUAUGAUGUCAAUGAUAUUAAAAAAGCCAAUUAUGUACACGCUCCAAGUAGUGCUACUUCUAUUUCUAAAACCCGAACAAACACAAAUAAUACUAGUAACGAUGAUUUGAAUAAUAAUAUGAGUAAUGAAGACAUUUUAAACGGAGAAAAUUGUUAUAAUAAACAUGAAAAAAUGUUAAAUAGCUAUAUAUGUGACAAACAUAUCAAUUCAAAUGAUAUAAAUAAUUUUUGUAAUAAUAAUCAUUGUUUAAGUAUAAGAACAAAUAGUAAUGAAAUAAUUGGGAAUAAAGAAAAUGUCGAAAAUUAUUAUUCAAUGAUGCAGCAUAUUUCAAAAAAUAAAAAUCAGUAUACAUCAGAUAGUGAUGAUAAUAGCAAUAAUUAUUAUCUUUUAAAAACAAAAAAAAAUAAUAUAGACACAGAAAAUUGUUCAAUUAACGAUAAAUUUAUAACAAAAGAUAAUAAUGAUAUUGAUAAUAAUUUUCCAAAAAAUAUACAAAUAAAUUCGUUUUAUAACAAAUUAGAUCGUGAUAAUAAUUCUCGUAAUAUAAUUAAUAAUCAACCAGAGAAUUUUUACAACUACAUGUUUGGAAAUAGUUCUAACAAUGUUAAUUCUGAUACCGAUAUAAACAGUGCAAUCAAAGAUAGUAACAUUGAUAAUGCUAUCGAAAAUAAUGUGAAUAAUAAUCUUAAUAAUAAAAUCAGUAGUAAUUAUUUUCUAAGAACACAUAUACGUAAUAAAAAUGGGCAAAAUAAUACCGACAAUUACCCACACCACGAAAUACAAACACCCAACACAAAUAUAACAAAUAGCAGUCAAAUUUGUGACGCUCACUAUGAUAUUUUGAAAAAUUACAGUAAAACUCAUAAUUAUGAUAUAAAUAUGAAACAUUAUAAUGAAUCGAAUGAAAAUGUGUAUUCAUACUGUAGAGAUGAUGAUGAUAAUAUUAUCAAAAAAAACCAAAACACCCUAUAUAAAAUAUGGGAGGAAGAGGAUGACGAACCUCAACAAGGCGAGGAUGAAAUGGACGAAGAACAUGAAAAUGAUAUUGACCAUUACAAUAAUAUGCAUAUUUCAAGUAGGUAUAAUAAAUAUUUACAUAAUAGUAAUAUGCUUAAUAGAAAAGUACCACAUAUGAAUAGCGAAAGCAUGGCAUUUCCUUUUUUAAAAUAUGAAAAUAUGAAUAAUAAAAUCAUGGGGAAUAAACCCAUUAGAAUCCCCAACCUUCAUAAUUUGAAUAAUACACACAAACAUCACCGUUAUAAUAUAAUCAAUCAAAACAGUGAUAACAUAUAUCCGAAUUAUAGUGACAAUAAUAAUAUAAGUUCAAACUUUUCAAACGAUGAACAAAGUUCUGAACAAAAAAAAAAAAAAAAUGAAAAUAACAUUUUACAAAAUAUGGGUAUGCACAUUUUAAAAAACAAUGGCAUUAAUAUUGAAGAUGAUAGUGAUGAUAAUAUUAGCAGCAAUAAUUUUGAGGAUAAUUAUCCUAGUGAGGGAGGUGAAAAUAAUUUAAUAAAAAAUUAUUUGGGCGCACACUCAAAGGAUAAUUAUAUUGACAAAAAAUUACAAUUAAUAUUAGAAGAAAAAAAAACAAAUAGGGGCAUUGAAAAUCAAUUAAUUUCGAUGCCAAUUAAUAAUAUAUACAAUAUUAGAAAUAAAAAAAACGAGGAAGUAUACGAUUAUUAUAUGAAUAAUUCAGAUACCGAAAAAAAAAAAUUUAAAAAUACUCUUGAAAAUCGUAAUUAUUCGAACGAAAUCGCUAAAGCAAGGGCAUUUGAGUCCUUACCUUCCGGGGUUGCAUUAUCAUUACCGAAUGGCUGGAUAAACAGACAAAAAUUAAGUGUAAGCAAAAAAAUUGAAAUUGUCAAAAAAAAUGAAAAUAAUAACGACCGAAAAGUUAUUCACAAUUUAUCAAAUAUUGUCCCAAAUAAAUACUUUGAAUAUUUUAACAAUUCAUUUUUGCAAAAAAAUAAUAAUUUUUGUUUGCAUCAUCUAAAGUUGUUUAAUUUAAAUAAAUUAAAUGAAAAUAAAAAAUUAAAAGAACAAAAUUUAUUAAAUAUAAAUAAUAAUAACAAUAAUAAUAUUAUUAAUAAUAAUUAUAAUAGUAUUGGAAAUCACAUAAACAAAAAUAUAUGUGAAAAUAAAAGGAAUACACUCGAUAAUAGACGAAAUAAUAUCAAAAACAUUAGUAGUGACGAUAAUAAUGGCGAAAGUCAAUUCAUUAAUUUAAAAAAAAAUAUAAAUAAAAUAAAUAGCGAUAAAUAUUUUAAUUUUAUUGCUAAUUUUAAAAGACCAGAAUAUGUGUGUGAUAAACAUAAAAUGAUGCUCGAAAAUUUUAAUAAAAAUGCUUUCAAUAAGCACGAACUUAAUAUGCCAGCAGAAAUAAAUCGAUACAAUCAUCCUGAUGGAUAUAUUAUGAAUGAAAAUAAAAUAGAUAAUUUGGAGUCGAAAGAGAAAUUAAUAUCAAAUCUAAGAAAUGAAAAAUAUUUUUAUAAUUAUGAUUUAAGCAAUGAAGAAGAUGAGCAAAAUGAAUAUGAAAAUGAUAUUGACGAUAGUUAUAUUGGAGGAAUGAGAAAGAGAAAUAAAAAUGAACAUUUUCAAGACCACAAUAUGUUCAACAGAACAUUUGUAUUGCCAAAAAGGAGAAUUAUACAUUCGGAUUUAGUUCACCAUUUUAAUAAAAAUAAAUUAGAAGAAAUGCAUGAAGAAAAUAAUCAAUAUUAUAUGUACAAUACAUAUAAUUUAAAUAAAAAUAAGGGACGAAAAAAAAAUAGUUUUCCAGUAGCAAAUAAUUAUAAUUGCAAUAUUAAAGAUGAAUAUAAUGGCAACAAUAUAAAACAAAUUUCAGAAAAUGACGAUAAAAUUGCUAGUAUUGGGAAUAAUAAUGAGAAUAAUAAUAACGAAGAUAACAAUGUUGAAAAUAAUAAUAAAUAUUAUGAUGAUUAUUAUAAUACAGAUGACAAUGAAGACGAUGAGUAUAAUAAUAGUUCUCUUUGCAAUAAAAAUGAGUUGGAAAAAAUAUCUCAAAUUGAAAAUAUAAUAUCUAGAAAGAUGAGAUCAAAAAAAAAUAAUGAUCCUAACAAUUGUUUGAAUGAACCAUAUGAUGAUGAUGAAAGUGAGUUAUAUAAUAAUAUUGAAUUUGAUCGAAUUAAAAUUGAUAAUAUCCUUGCUGGCACAAUAAAUUUAGAAGAUAAAAACGAAAAUUUAAUUAAUAAUAUACUAGAAUUGGAAAGAAGAAAAUAUACAAUUAACUGUAUUAUAGACACAUUACGAAAGGAAAAUAAAACUGAAUAUAAGAUAGAUAGCAAAACAGAGUUGAAAAAUAAAAUUAAUCCAAGCAUUUAUGAAUUAUAUUCAGAUAAAUCUAAUUAUAAUAUUUAUAAUACAAAAAUGUGUGUAAAUUAUUUUCUAGAUGAAAAAAUGCAUUCGCCUGAAAAUAAAGAAUUUAUACAAAAAUUUUUUGUUGAGAAAAAUACUAAAAAUGUUUAUUUUGUACAAGUAUUUAAAAAUAAAAAUAAGGGUCGAAAGAAUAAUAAAGAAAGUUCUCGUGUGAGUGCCAAAUUGGAUAAUAACAGUGAAAUUCAUAAUGAUAAUUCUGAAAACAAAAAUAUGAACAUUAAUCAAGUUUAUGGCGAGGAAAAGACCCCCGUUUUUCAGCAUUCGGACAAAAUAUUCGAAGAUAACUACAACACUUUUGUUAACAAUAAAUUGAAUGAAAAAAGUUUUAGUACAUUUCCAUCAAAUACAUGUUCUGAGGAUACAAAAAAUCCAAGUGUCGAUUUCUCAGAAAUGCUGGAUAAAAAUGAAGAUGAAGAGAAACGAGACGAGAAUGAUGCAAACUGUGGCAUAGAAAAUAAUAAUGCUAAUCAAGAAAAAAAAAAAGAAGAAAUGGAAAAUAAACGCGAGACAAAUGAAAACAAUAAUAGUAAAAAUAAAUCAGAAUAUUUUAAUUAUCAAUUAGGAUUAAUAAUAGAAAAAUUUUAUAAAUUUAACAAAGAUAAUAAAAACAAAGAUAAUAAAAAUAAAGAAAAUAAAAAGAAGGAUAAUUGUGAAGUGGAUAAAAAAGAAACAGAAGAAGACGAAAAAAAGAAAACGCCUCGAAAUGAAAAUGAUCAAGCUUUCUUCGACGAAUAUAAAAUAUAUAUUGAACAAAAUAAACAAAUCGAAACAAAUGAGGUAGGUUGUGUCGAAAUUAAAGAUACACAGAAAAUUCAAAUAGAUCGAAAUAGGGACGAUGUCGAAGGAGAAAAGGUAGAAAAUAAUAAUUAUGGUGAUGAAAAAAAAAAUAUAUUGGAUCAAGAAACAAUAGUGCAAAAUUUUGGAGAAGCAAACGAAUUUGAAAUGGUUCAAACUAGUAAAGAAAAAAAAAAAGAUGAAGAAAAUUAUCAGGAAAAUAAUUUUUCUUUAGAAGAAAAAAUAAAUAUAAAUGCAAAAAUAGGAGAAAUAGAUGAGAUCGAUGAAAUAGACGAAAUAGAUGAAAUAGAAGAUAUUAGAGAAUAUAAAAGGGAACUAAAUGAAGAUAACAUAGAAAUUGAAAAAAAUAAAUUAAAAGAUUUAUCUAUACAACCAAAUUUAUAUGGUAUAACCAAAAAUGAAACAAAUUAUAUGCUUUUUGAGGAUGAAGGAGUUGAUGAUGACGACGAUGAUGAUGAUGAAGAAGAAGAUGAUGAAGACGAAGAAUAUGAAGAAGAGGACGAAGAAGAGGAAGAAAAUAAAACAAUAAUAGAAGAAAUGGAUAAUAUAGAAGCAUAUAACAAAAUUAAUGAUAGCGAUCAAACUAAAAAAAAUAGUACUGAGCAAGAACAUGCUUUGAAAACUGAAAAUAAUACUGAUUGUGAUAAAUACAGUAUAAACAUAAUUGAUCAAAAAAAUGUUAUUGAAGACACAAUGAAAAGUGAUAUCAACAAACAAAAUAUAUCAUUAUUUGAUAGAAAUAAUAUUCUAUUUAAAAAAGAAGAUAAUAUUACAGAAAGAAAAGAAGAAAAUGAUGAAUUUAAAAAUAGUAUAGAUAUAAAUAUUGAUAAUUUAGAAAAAGACAAAAGAAAAAUGGAAGAAUUUGUAAAUAAUUUUCAAGAAAAUCAAAAUAAAACGAUGAACGAUUUAAAAAUUAAAGCUGAAAAUGAACUUGAAUAUUCUGAAAAUAGCAAUAUGAAUAAUGAAAAUAAAGAUUAUAAUAAUGAAUAUGCACACAAUUUGGAUAAAUUUGAAAAAACGAAUGAAUUAAAUAACUACAGAAAUGAAGCUAGCUUAAUGAAUUAUAAAAAUGAAGAAAAUAAUGAUAUAAAAAAUAUACAAAAUUAUAAUAAUAAUAAUACUGAAAAUGGAAAUUUCAAAGGUAAUGACAAUAUAUGUUAUAAUAAUAACCAUAAUGAUGCUAAUCAAAACAAUACAAUAAAUCAUGAAAAUAUGAAUAUAGAAUUGGAUAUUAAAAAUAUACUCAAUAAUGAUAAUAAUAUAUUUAAAAACAUAAACGGAAAAAAUAUAUUUAUAAAAGAUAUGGUAAAUGAAAAUAAUCAGUAUGCACAUGAUUAUUGUGAUAUUGAAGAUAAUGUAAAAUAUAAAAUGUUAGACCAAUCAAAAAAAGAUAAAAUAGAGAUAAUAAAAACCAAAAUAAAAAAAAACAAAAAAUUAACCAAAGAUGAUUUCAAAUUGUUGUCUGAAGUAUUACAUCAUAAAUUCUUAUUAAAUGAAAUAAGUGCUAUUGGUAAUUACAAAGUAAAUUAUAAAAAUUCCUAUGGUAUAUUGGAGCUUGAAGAAUAUAAAUUACAAAAAGAAAUGCAAAGUAAGACAUGUGAUUGUUUAUCCAUUGGAUUAACAACACAUGAAAGAGAGUUUUUACAUGAGUUUCAACUUUUUAUGCCCGAUGUAAAUAUUAUGGAUGAUAAAAAUAUUUUAUAUAUAUUGAGGCAUUCAAAAGAUGAGCAAAAAUGCAUUUUUAUGUCCUUUUUAGAGGAAAACAAAAUUGCCUUGUAA
Messenger RNA from Plasmodium yoelii, 7491 nucleotides. Its product is annotated as conserved Plasmodium protein, unknown function. The coding region runs from base 1 to 7491 and encodes 2496 amino acids. NCBI's taxonomy places the organism in Eukaryota, Apicomplexa, Aconoidasida, Haemosporida, Plasmodiidae. The record is from RefSeq and is a predicted model, not a curated record. The transcript has a single exon.